AUGUAUACAAACGCGUACCACCACUGUCUACCAUCACCGGAUACAGCUACCGUCUACCAUCACCGGAUACAGCCACCAUCUACCAUCACCGGAUACAGCUACCGUCUACCAUCACCGGAUACAGCCACCAUCUACCAUCACCGGAUACAGCUACCGUCUACCAUCACCGGAUACAGCCACCAUCUACCAUCACCGGAUACAGCUACCGUCUACCAUCAUCGGAUACAGCCACCGUCUACCAUCACCGGAUACAGCUACCGUCUACCAUCACCGGAUACAGCCACCAUCUACCAUCACCGGAUACAGCCACCAUCUACCAUCACCGGAUACAGCUACCGUCUACCAUCACCGGAUACAGCCACCAUCUACCAUCACCGGAUACAGCCACCAUCUACCAUCACCGGAUACAGCUACCGUCUACCAUCACCGGAUACAGCCACCAUCUACCAUCACCGGAUACAGCUACCGUCUACCAUCACCGGAUACAGCCACCAUCUACCAUCACCGGAUACAGCCACCAUCUACCAUCACCGGAUACAGCUACCGUCUACCAUCACCGGAUACAGCCACCAUCUACCAUCAUCGGAUACAGCCACUGUCUACCAUCACCGGAUACAGCCACCAUCUACCAUCACCGGAUACAGCCACCAUCUACCAUCACCGGAUACAGCCACUGUCUACCAUCACCGGAUACAGCCACCAUCUACCAUCACCGGAUACAGCCACUGUCUACCAUCACCGGAUACAGCUACCGUCUACCAUCACCGGAUACAGCUACCAUCUACCAUCACCGGAUACAGCUACCGUCUACCAUCACCGGAUACAGCCACCAUCUACCAUCACCGGAUACAGCCACCAUCUACCAUCACCGGAUACAGCCACCAUCUACCAUCACCGGAUACAGCCACUGUCUACCAUCACCGGAUACACAGUCUACCAUCACCGGAUCCACCGUCUACCAUCACCGGAUACAGCCACCGUCUACCAUCACCGGAUACAGCCACUGUCUACCAUCACCGGAUACAGCCACUGUCUACCAUCAUCGGAUACAGCCACUGUCUACCAUCAUCGGAUACAGCCACCGUCUACCAUCAUCGGAUACAGCCACCGUCUACCAUCACCGGAUACAGCCACUGUCUACCAUCACCGGAUACAGCCACCAUCUACCAUCACCGGAUACAGCCACCAUCUACCAUCACCGGAUACAGCCACCAUCUACCAUCACCGGAUACAGCCACCGUCUACCAUCACCGGAUACAGCCACCGUCUACCAUCACCGGAUACAGCCACCGUCUACCAUCACCGGAUACAGCCACCGUCUACCAUCACCGGAUACAGCCACCAUCUACCAUCACCGGAUACAGCCACCGUCUACCAUCACCGGAUACAGCCACCGUCUACCAUCACCGGAUACAGCCACCAUCUACCAUCACCGGAUACAGCCACCAUCUACCAUCACCGGAUACAGCCACCAUCUACCAUCACCGGAUACAGCCACUGUCUACCAUCACCGGAUACAGCUACCGUCUACCAUCACCGGAUACAGCCACUACCAUCACCGGAUACAGCCACUACCAUCACCGGAUACAGCCACUACCAUCACCGGAUACAGCCACCAUCUACCAUCACCGGAUACAGCCACCAUCUACCACCGGAUACAGCCACCAUCUACCAUCACCGGAUACAGCCACCGUCUACCAUCACCGGAUACAGCCACUACCAUCACCGGAUACAGCCACCAUCUACCAUCACCGGAUACAGCCACCGUCUACCAUCACCGGAUACAGCCACUACCAUCACCGGAUACAGCCACCGUCUACCAUCACCGGAUACAGCCACCACCAACAGCAAGACAACAACUUUAACUUCGUGCGCAGGAAAACGGAGACGAAAACUUUUUUCUAUAUCGCAGCAGAUUCACCAUUAAACAUGUUAGUUUGGGUGGCCACUGAAAGAUCUCAUUAA
Messenger RNA from Procambarus clarkii (red swamp crayfish), 1965 nucleotides. The record is from RefSeq and is a predicted model, not a curated record. NCBI's taxonomy places the organism in Eukaryota, Metazoa, Arthropoda, Malacostraca, Decapoda, Cambaridae.